AUGGCUCUCGGUCGAAAUUCCUCCAGAGCUGAUCAGCCACUUGGUCCUCGCCAACAUCAAGAUUCUCUGCGAGAACGUCGUCGUUGUUACUCGCAACAUAUAGAACGCAAAAGUGGAACUGCCACCAACCGCAUUGCCCAACAAGCUGAAGGCUGUUGUGGUAGUGGUACUUGUGGUACUUGUGGUGCUGGUGGAGCUAGUCGCGCUGGUGGUGUUAGUGCUGCUAAUAGUGCUGGAGGUGCUAGUGGUGUUGGUGGUGCUAGAGGUGCUUGUGGAGCUAGUGGUGGAUGUGGUGUUGGUGAUUCUAGUGGUGCUGGCAGGGCUAGUAUUUAUGGUGGUGUUGGUGGUGAUAGUGCUGCUGUAGAUGUUGGUGGUGCUAGUGGUAUUGGUUGUGCUAGAG
Molecule: messenger RNA, 400 nt
Organism: Octopus sinensis (East Asian common octopus)
Lineage: Eukaryota; Metazoa; Mollusca; Cephalopoda; Octopoda; Octopodidae
Exons: 2
Source: RefSeq, a predicted model, not a curated record